CCCAUGAUGACACUAUUUUGAUUUGGGAUUCCUUAAAUGUGCCUACCAGUGCCCAGAAUGAGAUGCACUCUCCCUACAAAACAUACACUUUCACCUCCAGAUAACAGUCUGCACUUUUACCCACUUCAGGGAUUCCUAGUCUGGAACUACUGGCUACAUGGCUACCAAAUGCCUAAGGGAGUUCAUUCACAGUUGAGUUAAGAAGCUGUAAUUGGUUCUAGAUCCUGGGUAGAUGCAAAGCAGCCUAAUUCUUCAAGUAAGAUACCUAUUUUUGAAUCAUGGAGAGAUUGAAAGGCUUUGAGCACCGUGGGAUAAUUAACACAUGAAACAAUGAUUUUCAUGUAAUUAUUUAUAAGAUAUCUGUAGUCACAUUUUGAUUAUUAGCAACAUAAUCCAUAGCCUUCUUACAUAUGAGUUUAGGAGAUGAAGGGCUUCCCCUGUUUCUCUUAGAGUAGACUACAUGUUUCUCUUGGUUGAACUGGGGGAGUAGUAUUUCCAGGUGAAGGAUUGGGUAUAUGUGAUAGGACAAGUUUUGAUUCUCAUGGCUUCUUGCUCCAUCCUCAGCUUGGAUGCUUAGUGCUUGGACUGUCUGAGAGUGAAAACCCAGAGGAAGAAAAUUGGUGGCAGAACUACUGACAAUGAGACCAGUGGAAUCAGUGACCUUCAAUGAUGUAGCUAUCAACUUUACCAAGGAAGAGUGGUCCAUGCUGGACAUGAACCAGAGAAAGAUGUUCAGAGAUGUUAUGCUGGAAAAUAUCAAUCAUCUGGUGUUCAUAGGGUAUCAGGUCUGCAUAUCAGAAGUGCUUUCACACUCAGAACAAGGAGAACUGUGGAGAAGAUUAAGAUUUCUCCAAGUACAGAGUCCAGGCAGGGAAACCGACCAUAAAAAAGAAGAAAUGAUAACCAUGCAACAUAUCCCUAAGAAGGACACAUCUACCAACCAGACAAAGCAGAUUUCUCACACUGAAGAGGAUCCCCUUGAAAGUAAUGAUAUGGGAGAAUGUGUCACUCACUCCACAAUGACUGACAUGGGAAAGAAACCCAAUAUAAGCAAACAGUUUCAAAGAGUUCUCAAUUAUUAUUCAUUCAUUGGUCAAAAUAAGAAAAUGCAAACUGAAUGUAAGUCAUAUAAGUGUCAUCUAUGUGGAAAAGUCUUCAGAAGUAGUUCUGGCCUUAGACAACUUGAGAAAAUACACACUGGAGAAAAGCCAUGUGGCUACCAUCUAUGUGGGAAAGACUUCACUGGUAGUUCUACCCUCAGACAACAUGAAAGAAUUCACACUGUGGAGGAUCCAUAUAUCUGCCAUCUAUGUGGGAAUUCCUUAAGUCAAAGUUUUAACCUUAGGCUGCAUGAAAGAAUUCGCAAUGUGGAGAAACUAUAUGCUUGCCAUAUAUGUGGGAAAGAUUUCACGAAUAGUACCACCCUCAGACAAUGUGAGAGAACUCAUACUGAAGUAAAAGCAUAUGUCUGCCAUGUAUGUGGGAAAGACUUCACUAAUAGUUCUACACUCAGACAGCAUAAGAGAAUUCACACUGGGGAGAAACCAUAUGUCUGCAGUAUGUGUGGGAAAUCCUUCAGUCAUUGUGGUACCCUUAGGCGACAUGAAAGAAUUCACACUGGGGAGAAACCAUAUGUUUGCAGUAUGUGCUAUAAGUCCUCUGACCCUUACAUCAAGAGUGGCCAUCUUGCCAGUUUCUCAAUCUGA
Choloepus didactylus (southern two-toed sloth) is the source of this 1706-nucleotide messenger RNA. RefSeq names its product zinc finger protein 596-like. Lineage: Eukaryota; Metazoa; Chordata; Mammalia; Pilosa; Megalonychidae. Bases 639 to 1706 code for a protein of 355 amino acids. The record is from RefSeq and is a predicted model, not a curated record. Gene Ontology annotation, biological process: regulation of transcription by RNA polymerase II. The transcript is spliced from 6 exons. Gene Ontology annotation, molecular function: RNA polymerase II cis-regulatory region sequence-specific DNA binding; DNA-binding transcription factor activity, RNA polymerase II-specific.